UAAAUAUAAUGUCACAAAUAAAUUACAAUAAUUUUUUUUAUUAUUAAAUUGUACAAUUAAUGUUAUUUAGUUAUAAAUUACGUUCUUUUUACUAUGUUGUCUGCAGCUAAAGUUCGCAUCCAUGGCAUGCAAGAUGAAAGUUGGGUUAUAAAGGAUAAAAUAAACCAGUACAGAGGCCUUAUAAGGCUAUACGAACGUGACAGAAAGAUCCAUGAAGGGGAUUUGACGAAACAGAAGCGUCGCUACUCUCGAGACAUCCGUCAGCUCCGUAAGGAGAUCAAUGUGAAGAGGGAUGAAUUAGGCGUGGCUGUUUAUGGAGACAAGCAGUUCCUGAGGAAUGCCUUCCAAGAACAUCGGAGGCUUCAGCUGACGUAUAUGAAUAGUCAGGCUGAUAAAGUAUUGGAGAGUAUUCAUCAGGAAAACUUCAACAAACGUAAACAGCUUGACAGGAUACGAUAUACGAAAAAGAAGAAGAUGGAAAAAUUUCGCCUAGCACAGCUGGAAGCUGCAGAGCUUCGAGACCGUCUGCUGUUUGAGGUGGGAGGUAAGCUGCCUGCCGAGAAGAAAGAACAAGCUGUGGCCAAUUAUGUGCAGCGAGCGAGCAUCAAGAAGAAUGCUGCGUUAGCCAUAAAAGUCAUGUAUAAGAAAAUUUUGGACAUACUCAAGAAGGACUCGUCAUAUUUCACCGUGGUGCUGGAAGCCCUCAAGUUGGACUGCCGAGCUCAGGGCAAGUGCCUAAUGGGCGCCACUGAAAUGGGUCAGUUGGCGAUGGAGUACCUCGAUGAUAGAAAAUACGAAUUUAGCAUGCUGGAGCAGGAAAUAAAGACAAAUAUGAAGGAGAGGAACCGGACCUUGAAAUUAGCAAGGCGAGAAAUUGCAUACCUGACCAACUCCUUUCCUAAUUUGAUAAGAAAAGAGGAAGCAACCAAUUUGGAUGACCUAUAUGAAGACGAGGACGCAGCCAGCAAGCAUUCAGUGCACUGGGAGCUGGAAGAAGUGACCGGUAUCUGUAAACGUCUGCAGAGAGCUACCCUCGUUCCCUCGUUCGACAGGAUACUACUCCGAUUGCAGGAGCAGACAUAUCAGUCAGAGCGCCUGAUGAUGCAGCUGACGUUGAACAGUACAAAAAGAGAUGCCCUCAUUGAGGACCGGAAACAUGCCGUCCUCAUGCUCGACACCUUGAAAAACGUUGGGCAGGAGAGCACUGCCGAAUACGUAAAAAUAAAAAAGCAAUUAAAAGCUGAAAUAGAUGCCGAGUAUAAAGAAGAGAAAAACUUAACAAGAGCACUGGAUGAAAAAGGAAAACUCAUAAUAGAAAUGAAAACUUCUUUGCAACAAAUAAAUCAGCUUUUGUCGAGUGUCGGCGCCCCCAAUGCACCCAGGCCGGAUACUGUUCCACAGGCUAUCAAGUAUGCGGUAGAAGACCAGAUACAGCCCAUCCCUGAUUUGGAAUCUGAUUUCGACAAGUUAAUACUGGUGGCCCGCCAGAAGCUCACGGUUCUGAUGAACGCCGUGUCCAAGAUGGACGUCGGGCCCGAGGUGCGCCUGUAUGCUAACAGCUUCUACCACAACAUCCUGGCGCGCACAAUGCGGGACAACUACAAGGAUGAGGUGCUCGCUGAGGGAGGCCUGAUAGAGUUCGAGAUGGAGGACCCCAACGUGCCCAGCCACGCCGUCAUCAAGUUGAGGAGCAAGCAGCUGGUGGAGGCCCAGGUCAGUGAGUUUGAUGUGCCGGACGAGCCACGGAAGAAGUGACCUGGACUGUGUACUACGUCAUUGAACGAAUUUAAUAAAACUAUCAGCGGAAC
Leptidea sinapis is the source of this 1808-nucleotide messenger RNA. RefSeq lists its product as uncharacterized. Lineage: Eukaryota; Metazoa; Arthropoda; Insecta; Lepidoptera; Pieridae. Gene Ontology annotation, biological process: outer dynein arm assembly; cilium movement. The coding region runs from base 94 to 1755 and encodes 553 amino acids. The record is from RefSeq and is a predicted model, not a curated record. The transcript has 11 exons. Gene Ontology annotation, cellular component: cilium.